UCAGACACAGACAGCUGUCUGAGUUGAUCGACGACAUACUGAGAAACAAGCACGUUUCACAUUUGUCUGAGAAACUGAGAGUACAUCACCUUUUGGAAAUGUCCUACAACAAAGAAUUUCAGGAGAUGGAUGUUUCCAUCGAAGAACUGAACAUCAUCACCGAGAAAAUUCUUCAGCAAAAUGACACCUUGAACAAACAUGCUGAGAACCUUUGCAAGAAAUUGCAAAAAAGUAAAGAUCUCGACGCUUCAUACAAGGAACUGAAAAAAUCCCGUAAAGCUGCUAUCGAAGAAAACAAAAGACUGGUGAAGCAGGUGGAGAGUCUAAGAGUGGACAUCGAAAAGCAGAUACACGUGGAAAAAAUGUGUGAAGAAGAGAGGAAAAGAACGUCUCAGGUCUUUGAAAGUAACCAAGACCUGAAAGCAGUUAUGGCCACACUUCAGUUCAAGCUUCAGCAGCUGAACUAUACAACGGAAAUGAAACAAAUACUUUCUGUCUUCAAGUCUGAGAGAAAAAGUUUGAAACAAGAGAACAGAGUUCUCCAGUCUCAACUGAAGGAACUCCAGAAAAAGACUGCCGACAAUGCACACCUUUCAGAGCUGGAUCGUGUGCAAGUGAAACUGAAUGUUGCCAGGGAGAAAGAUUUGAAGACAAAGAUCGAACACAACCUUCUCCAGAAACAAAUCCGAGACCUGCAGGUUCAGAUCCAGGCUCCAAAACAGGAAAUUGCUGUUUUAGAGAAAGAAAUCCAGGAUCUCCAGAGGACAGAUGAGGAACUAAAAGUGGCUAAAGCUGAAUUCCACAAAAUCUCUGAAGAAAAGUCUCAACUUGAAGACAAGAAGAAGCAGCUUCAGGAUGAGGCUUCACAUCUGAAACAGCAGCAGGAAGAGUUACGUAAACUGGUUCUUCAGCACAACAAGAUACAGAAUAAACUGAGACCCCUUCAAGCAGAAACAAAGACCCUCCAAGACCAAAGAGAUGUGCUGACUGACCUUCUCAAACACCGUCAAACAUUGGAGACUAAAUGUAAGGACAUGAAAUCAGAAACUGACCGUGUGG
Oryzias melastigma (Indian medaka) is the source of this 1059-nucleotide messenger RNA. RefSeq names its product golgin subfamily A member 6C-like. Lineage: Eukaryota; Metazoa; Chordata; Actinopteri; Beloniformes; Adrianichthyidae. The record is from RefSeq and is a predicted model, not a curated record.